AUGCCGUCCUAUCUCCCGAUAGAACUAUGGAUACUCAUUGUCAAGAGCGCGGUUGCAUUGCCUGUGAACCGAAAUUGGUUUAAUCCUCGUUCAGGCAACUUUGAAUGCGUAAAGGGCCUUGCAAAGAGCUCAGAAACAUUCACAGAAAUAGUGCAGGCGCUGAAAGAUGAAAUACUAGUCCUUUCGUUCCCGGGAAUUGAGCAAGUUAGUCCCAGUUCAGCACGUCGAGCAAAGCACCUUGACAUAGUUGACAACAGUCGCCUUUUGGGAACGCCAGUCCUCGACAGGAUAGCAGGAUUCUCACAACUUACAUCAUUAUCACUCUCAGCACAAGAAGAGCCCAUAAAUAUUCUCUUGUGUCUCCAAUCUCUUGACGUCUCCCGGACUCUCCAAUCUAUCGACGUGGAAGGAGGAUGGGCAAGAAUGUUUCAUCUCGGAGAUUAUCCAAAGCAUUUCUUCCCAUCGACAUCACUGUCUUUUCCAAACUUGAAACGGUUGCGUCUGCGCCAUAUGGGACUAAUUCCGUUCUGUAGGAACUCGUUUCAAGAGCAAGUUAUGAGGGAUGUGGCAUUAUUCUUUAGUGGAUGUAGUGAUCUCCAACUUAUAUCCAUUCACGUCCCUUUGGACGACGCGGAUGACUUUUACGGGCUGCUCAAUGUUCAUCGGUUCUUGCUUGACCACAUUGUACCAUCAGAAGGGUACGAACGGGACAUGACUAGCUGUCCAAUAUGCUUUAAGGCCUACAACCAUGCCCGUGUCGCACGGGCAGAGAACUCGGCAACGCGUAUAUUUGCGGAGAAACUACCAAAUCUUUCAGAGAUCCGUUGGAUGAACAUAUGGGCUGAUUCACCGGAAGAGGGCCAUCAACGACAAAUCAAAAUUACACGUCAGAGAGGCGCUAUAACUUUGACGAGCGAUGAUGGACGCUGGAAGACGUUCAUCGACUUGUAG
This is a messenger RNA of Fomitiporia mediterranea MF3/22, 951 nucleotides long. RefSeq lists its product as uncharacterized. Lineage: Eukaryota; Fungi; Basidiomycota; Agaricomycetes; Hymenochaetales; Hymenochaetaceae. Bases 1 to 951 code for a protein of 316 amino acids. The record is from RefSeq and is a predicted model, not a curated record. The transcript has 3 exons.